CACGGUGUGGAGCAGCUGGUGCUGGGGCUGUACAUCAUCCGCGGUGACAACAUAGCGGUGGUGGGCGAGUUGGACGAGGACCUCGACUCAAGCGCGCUUCACGCCCCCCUGCCGCUAGACAAGCUCAUGUGCCACGUGGCAGGCACUGGUAGGCCGCAAGACGCCAGCGGCAACUCGUUGUUCAAAGGGCAGCCUCCUGGCGACCACCCUCAGGCGGUUCUGCUGCUUCCUGGAAGCUUCAACCCGCCCACGAUUAUGCACCUGAGGAUGCUGGGUGCGUGGGUGGCUGGUAGAGGGUCCACGGGGAGUCAGCUCAGGACCGCGGGUGGGACGUGGUUGGGCCUCGCCCCCGCCAAGGAGCGGGUAGCCAUGUGCCAGCUGGCAUGCGCUGAUUCGCCCUUCAUCAUGGUCGACCCCUGGGAGGCAUCCCAGCAGUGCUACCAGCGCACCCUCUGUGUGCUGCGACGACUGCACCAAACACUCAAUGCCCCGCCUGCUCCAACACCCUCCUCUGCCGCCCAAGCUCCAUCCUCUGCCGCCCAAGCUCCAUCCUCUGCCGCCCAAGCUCCAUCCCCUGCCGCCCAAGCUCCAUCCUCUGCCGCCCAAGCUCCAUCCUCUGCCGCACAAGCUCCAUCCUCUGCCGCCCAAGCUCCAUCCUCUGCCGCCCAAGCUCCAUCCGCCGGCGCUCACCCAUUGUCUCCCAUGCAUUCUCAACCAUCACUGAGAAACCAGUCAUCCUCAUCGCCACUUGCCCCACACCCAACCUCGCAUCCGCACCCAUUCCCACCCUUUUCAACACCUUCACACCCACACCCACCCUCCCCAGAAUCCCCACAGCCGCACCCGCCUCUGCACACUCACAUGUGGGCGCUUGAGGGCGCCACGGGUGAGUCCCCCUCGCUGCUGCCCACUGCUGCUGCUGGCACCGGCGGGUGGGGGAGAGGCGCGGAAGGAGGGAAGGGAGGCGGGGAAGGGGGAAGGGGCGCAGUAGGAGGGAGGGAAGGAGGGGGAAAUAGAGAGGAGGGAGAGGACGAUGGGGGGCAGGGUGUGAGCGGCGUGGGGGAAUCGAGGAGAGAAGAGGGCGAGCGGCAUUUGAUGGGAGUGGUGGCGAGUGGCGUGACGGGCGAGAUGAGGGAGAGCGGUGGGGGAGUGGGAGGGCAAGGGGUAGAGGCAGCAGAGGGGCAGAGGGUUGGCGAGGGGAGGGUGCAGGUGAUGCUGGUGUGCGGGGCGGACCUGUUGCAGUCCUUCACCAAGCCGGGCGUGUGGGUGCCCUCCCAUGUGGAGGAGGUGUUGGGAGCGCACGGGGUGGUGUGCAUUGCACGACAGGGCGCUGACGCCCACCAGCUUGUGCUGCACUCUCACCUUCUGCACCGCCACCGCCACAACAUCCUUAUAGUGGAUCAGCCUAUAGAGAACAACAUCAGCUCUUCCCGCAUCCGGAGGCUGUUACAGCGGGGCCUGUCAGCCAAGUACCUCGUGCCAGACGCAGUACUGCACCACAUUCGUGCAGCUCGCCUCUACGAGUGUGCGGACUAG
Closterium sp. NIES-65 is the source of this 1536-nucleotide messenger RNA. The record is from the annotation of a GenBank genome assembly. NCBI's taxonomy places the organism in Eukaryota, Viridiplantae, Streptophyta, Zygnematophyceae, Desmidiales, Closteriaceae.